Molecule: messenger RNA, 695 nt
Organism: Priapulus caudatus
Lineage: Eukaryota; Metazoa; Priapulida; Priapulimorpha; Priapulimorphida; Priapulidae
Product: melanocyte-stimulating hormone receptor-like
Exons: 1
Cellular component (GO): membrane
Source: RefSeq, a predicted model, not a curated record
AUGACGUCACCGCAACUUUUUAACACGUCACUAGCAAGCAGCGCCACCGCCGCGCAGGACGAGCUCGAAGCAGUGGAGUCACGUGACGGCGUCGGCGCGUUGCGCGUCGUCGCCGCCGCCGUCAUUCUCCUCCAGACGGCGCUGAUAGUCUGCGGAUGUCUGCUGUUCGUCGUCUGCCUUCUUUCGAACCGCUACCUGCAGAAACUUAGCAACGUGACGCUGACGAGCCUGGUCGCUUCCGACGCGCUGCUCGCGCUCGUCGUCGGCCUGGCGACGGCCAUCGAACUCGUGGCGCCGCCUGGCGACGACGCAGCGAACACGAGCCUCGUCGCGACGCUCGUCAUACUGCAGUGCGGCAGCGUGCUGGUGUUCGUCUGCAACCUGUCCGUCUUUCUCGCCGACAAGUACCUGGAGAUCAUCUACCCGUUCAAGUACGUCGUCUGGAUGACGCGCACUAUCUACGUGGUCGCCGUCGUCGGCCUCUGGUCGUUCCCGUGGAUGUGGGUCGCCGGCGUCGCCUACGCGAUGUGGAGCCGCGACGCGCGCGUCUUCGCGACGCGCGCGCGCCUCCUGGCGGCGCGCGAGAUGCGCUAUGGCUUCUACGGUGUCACGGUGCCGACGAUGAUGGCGCAGCUGAUAAUGAACGUCGCCAUCUUGCGGACUGCGAAGAAGCACGCCAAGGCGAUGUCAAUCAU